This is a messenger RNA of Drosophila santomea, 2735 nucleotides long. RefSeq names its product pre-rRNA-processing protein TSR1 homolog (gene Tsr1). The record is from RefSeq and is a predicted model, not a curated record. Bases 94 to 2544 code for a protein of 816 amino acids. Gene Ontology annotation, molecular function: U3 snoRNA binding; GTPase activity; GTP binding. The transcript is spliced from 4 exons. Gene Ontology annotation, cellular component: preribosome, small subunit precursor; nucleus. Gene Ontology annotation, biological process: maturation of SSU-rRNA from tricistronic rRNA transcript (SSU-rRNA, 5.8S rRNA, LSU-rRNA); ribosome biogenesis; endonucleolytic cleavage of tricistronic rRNA transcript (SSU-rRNA, 5.8S rRNA, LSU-rRNA). Lineage: Eukaryota; Metazoa; Arthropoda; Insecta; Diptera; Drosophilidae.
GUAGAGAUAUCGAGAAAAACAUUGUAUUGUCAGAACAUGUGCUCUAGCUUGAGAAACUAAACAGCGUAAAUUGAUUGCAAUUUAACGUUAACUAUGGCGGAUCACGCGUUUCAUCGGCCCGGGCCGCUGAAACAAGCGAACAAGGCUCACAAAACGGGUCGUCAUCGCUCCAAAGGAGCCAUAGACAAUGCCCAAAAAGGAAAGAUUGGACUGAGGCCCAUCUCCCACAAGCACAAGCAGCAACAGCGCAAGGAGCAGCGUCGCAACCAGAUGAACCAGCUGCGGAGGAAUAAAAGGGAGGAGGUGUUGGAGCAAAAGAGGAAGCUAGGUGGUCAAAACACAGCUCCCUUUCUCGUGUGCCUACUACCCAUGCACGAACAGAUAGAUCCCAAGUCCGCAUUGGAAAUCCUUCAGAGCUGCGACAGCGAAUUGGUGGUGGAGAACUCCCCAAGUGGCAUUGUUUACAUCAAUCUUCCAAGGUUCAAGCAGCGUUUUGCUUUUGUCUCACCACCUGUGGGUCGUGGAAAUGAGCUAAUUGCCCUGGAUUACCUGAAGGUUUGCGACACCACCCUGCUUUUGACCUCCGCCGCCUUUGGCGAUGACGAGAUAUUCGACCGCUGGGGUCAACGAAUCUUUAACAUGAUAUCUGCUCAGGGAAUACCCACUCCGGUGGUAGCCCUAAUGGAUCUGGAGUCAAUCAAUCCCAAGCGUCGUUCUGCUGCCAAGCAGGCGGCUCAAAAGAUCAUUUCAAAGCUGUUGCCCGAGGAGAAGAUUAUGCAAUUGGACACUGCCAGCGAAGGUUUAAAUGUGAUGCGACGCAUUGGCGGCCAAAAGAAGCGCAUCCUUCAUAACGUUGCCAAUCGGCCACAUCUCUUUGGCGAUGUGGUAGAGUUUAAACCGAGUUCAGAUCCCAGCGACGAUCUGGGUACCCUAGAAGUCACUGGCUUUUUACGCGGACAAUCUCUAAACGUGAAUGGUUUGGUUCACAUUCCCGGUUUGGGUGAUUUCCAGCUUAGCCAGGUUGUUGCCCCUCCAGAUCCGUAUAAGCUAGAUAAAUCUCGCGACGGCGAACAUGACGAGGUGCGUCUCUUGGAUCGCAGUGAUCCCCUUAAGCGCACUUCUCUCCAAAGCGAAAACAUACCCGACCCCAUGGACGCAGAGCAGACGUGGCCCACUGAGGAGGAGAUCGCCGCCUCGCAGGCAGAAACUAAGAAAAUGAAGCUGGUCAAGCGUGUUCCCAAGGGCUAUAGCGAGUACCAGGCUGCCUGGAUUCCGGAUGUCGAGGAAGUGGAAGACCCAGACGGCAAGGAGGAUGACGAUGACAUGAGUAAUGAUGACGAUGAUGAGGACGAAGAAGACGAUGAUGGGGACUUCAUGUCGUGCGACAACAAAUCAUUUGAGGAUGAGUACGAAAGGCGGGAUUCAGACACUGAGGAGUUCCAGGAUAGCGUGUCCGUGGCCUCGGAGGCUGCUAUCAACGACGAAAAAUACGAUCAGCAGAUGGACUUCCAGGAGGAGCGUGAGACUCUUAAGAAACUGCAGCAAGCACGCACGGAUCAGCUUUGGCCCGAUGAGAUUGACACUCCUUUGGAUGUGCCUGCUCGAGAGAGGUUCCAGAAAUACCGCGGCUUGGAGUCUUUCCGAACAUCGCCCUGGGAUGCCAAGGAGAAUCUGCCCGCUGACUAUGCUCGCAUCUAUCAGUUCCAGAACUUCGACCGCACCAAGCGUAGGAUUCUUAAUGAAGGCAAGGAGUUCGAGGGCGUGUUGCCUGGUUUUUAUGUAACUCUUUAUGUGAUCAAUGUUCCUGAAAGUCGCUGGAAUGCCUUCAAGUCUGCCCAGCUUACAGACAAUAUUAUCGUGUAUGGAAUGCUACCUCACGAGCACCAGAUGUGCGUAAUGAACGUAGUACUGCAGCGAAUGCCCGACUCAGAGGUGCCGCUGAAGUCUAAGGAACAGUUGAUCAUCCAGUGCGGCUAUCGACGCUUUGUUGUGAAUCCCAUUUACAGUCAGCACACCAAUGGGGAUAAGCAUAAGUUCGAACGCUACUUCCGUCCAUACGAGACAGUUUGCGCCACGUUUUACGCACCGAUUCAGUUCCCUCCGGCAGCCGUUCUGGCCUUCAAAGUGAAUCCCGACUCCACCCUGGCGCUGGUGGCCCGUGGACGCCUGUUGUCUUGCAAUCCGGAUCGCAUUGUUCUCAAGCGCGUUGUUCUCAGCGGUCAUCCCAUGCGUAUUAAUCGCAAGUCAGCUUCAAUUCGAUACAUGUUCUUCUACAAGGAGGACGUCGAGUACUUCAAGCCAGUGAAACUAAGAACCAAGUGCGGACGCCUGGGACACAUCAAGGAGUCGCUGGGCACGCACGGUCAUAUGAAGUGCUACUUUGAUGGGCAGUUGCGAUCCUACGACACUGCUUUCAUGUACCUCUACAAGAGAGUCUUCCCUAAAUGGACCUACGAAGAGUGUCUAGUGCGAACGGCGGAGCACGAACGACAACAUGCGUCGGCAAACAGAAGAAGCUCCCAGCAAGUCGCCAUGGAAGAGUAGGUGUGUAAAUGGAUGGAUAAAACCCACGAACUCGUAUGGGAAUCUGAAGUAAUCGAUGGACAAUGUGAAUAACUUCUGAAAUGAUUUUAUAUUAUUGUUGUUACAUUUAAACCUAUAAAAGUUUAAACUCUAAGAAAUGUCCAAACGGGAAAGGUCACCCGAAAAGUACAUAAAGUAUGUAUAAAAGAAAA